ACGUCAGAAACGUACGAAACUCGUUCGGAGAACAAUCCAAGUGCCGAAAAUAUUAAACUCAACAGUAGUCCAAGUUGAGAUAGGUUAUAUUUAACCUCGAAAAAGGAUCAAUCGUGAGUUCAAAUAAAUUUUAUGCGGUAAAUUUAUUCAUGAAAUUAAUUAAUAACAUAUCUGGUGCUUACUGUGUCAAUGAUAAAUUAAUAACUAAUGGAUCAGGAUAAAUCGUGACAGAAAUAAAGCGAGUGAUAUAUUUUGAAUAAUUGAAUUUUUUAAAUAAAAAACAUGAUUGAAGUAAACGGGUUCAGUUUCGUAAUUUAUUUUUUGCAAUCACUCAAGGACAAGAGAAACUUUGGUAAUAUUUCUUGAAACUAUGGAACAAAUCCUUCAGCCUUACUUACUAAAUAAUCAUCAGUCUGUAAUUUAAAAAUUUUAUAUAUUUACAAGUGCCUAUUUUAAAAUAUAAAUUAUGGUAUAGCUUAAUUAUAAUUUUAUAAAUUAACAAAAAGAUAAAAGUUAUUUUAAAUUUUUGAAUUAUAAAUUAUGACAUAUUUAUAAAUCAAAGAUGUUUUUUUAUAUUCGUAAUCGAAGUGUGAGAAUAAUCAUACUUGGGUUCGUCAUACUCAGUAUUUACAUGUAUUAUCGUACUACUGUAGAUUCCUACAAUAAUUUCAUCGAGUUCGUAAAUACGAGUAAUUUACCUGCAAGUCAUGACUCACAAUUUGAAAAUGUAACUGUGGAAUUUUCCUUCAUUUUAUUACAAAAAAAUACAAGCUCCGAACAAUCAAUUACAAAUUCAAGUAUAGGACAGAACUUAAAUAACCAAUCUAUCUCAACAUCUGCAUCACCUCAAUCUAUAUUAUCAAUUAAUAAUUCAACUAACUUGCAAUUGAACAACAGUAAUCUAACCAUACAAGAUUCACCAUCAAAAAUAAUAGUAACGAAUUCCAGUCUCACAAUUUUAGUGCGUAAUAAUAGUGCACGUGCUAUAUAUCAAGCUGGCCAUGACGUAGCGGUGCCUGAAAAAUGUCCAAUAAAUGGUAAAGAUAUGAAUCUAGUCAUAGUAGUUACAUCUGCGCCAUCUCAUAUUGAAGCAAGAACGGCUAUUAGACAAACAUGGGGACAUUUUGGUCAGCGAACUGACGUCAGUAUAGUAUUUAUUCUUGGAACAACAAAUGAUAAUAAAUUAGAAAAACUUAUUAAGUAUGAAGAAAAACUUUAUGCCGACAUCAUACGAGGCAGAUUUAUUGAUUCCUAUAAUAACUUAACACUGAAAACUAUAUCAACUCUGGAAUGGAAAAAUAAAUUCUGCUCAGACGCUAAAUUUUUACUAAAAACAGAUGAUGACAUGUUUAUAAAUGUACCGCGAUUGUUAUCAUUCAUAAAGCAGCACGAAAAAGAGACAAAUGUAAUUUAUGGGAGAUUAGCGAAAAAUUGGAAACCAAUUAGAAAUAAAAAGAGUAAAUAUUACGUAUCACUAGAACAAUUUAAACAAAAAUUGUUUCCAGAUUUUACAACAGGACCAGCAUAUUUAUUAUCAAAAGAUGUAAUUAAUAAACUUUACGAAGCUGCGUUAGAGCAAACUUAUUUGAAACUUGAGGAUGUAUUCACUACUGGUAUCGUUGCUCAUAAAAUCGGUAUUAGGCGCAUUCACGUGAGCGAGUUUUUAAAUAAAAAAAUUUCAUACAAUCCGUGUAAUGUUCAAAGGGGAAUAAGUAUACACAUGGUAAAAUAUGGCGAACAAUUUGAUCUCUGGAAAAAAUUAUUAGACGGCAAAAGUAAGUGUAAGUUAUAAGUAAAAAACAAACACCAUUUUAUAUCAUGACCAAUAAUGUUUUCAACUGUAAAAAAUUUUUUAUGUGAAAAUAGUCCUCGAAAACUUUGUCUUUGGUGUGGAUUGACGGUGUGAAAUAUCAAGUGGUGUAAAUUUAACACGAUUGAGUGUUAUCUUUCACACCAUUCAGUGUUAUUAGCUCAGAACUCAUAUAUUGUCCAAUCACACACGGAUAAAUUAUUCUUGUUUAAAAUUCUGUGGUGUCAUAGUAGUGCCGGACCAAAUUGGCCACCUGUCAAAAAUUGAAAUAAACACAUGCAGAAAUUACUAUGGCCAUAGUAAUUUUUGCUUGUAUUCAUUUCAGUUUCCGACAGGUGACCGGCAUUACUACGACACCACAGCAUUUUGAAGAAUAAUUUAUCCGCGUAUGAUCUGUAGUUAAAUAUGACCCAAUAACUGUUUUUAAUAUUUUAAUUUAUUAAUUUAACAUUAACUUCAAAAAUUACAAAUUAACUUUCAUUAAUAAUGAUUUUAAAAAAAUAUGAUUAAUAACUGAACCACUAAAAAAUAUAAUCUCGAGUAUUUUUAAUCGAAAAAAUUACUUAUUAUUGGUAACAUUGCAUUCAUUAAUCGAAUGUAAAUUAAUUACAAACUAACAAUUUAUGUAUAUCAAGUUAUUCAUUCUAAAAAGACUUAGAUUUUAAUCCGCCCUUUUGGCUUUAGGAAACUCUAAAGCCAAAAGGGCGUGUAAUUUUUUAUUUAAUUGCUAUAUAUAUAUUGUAGAAUUGUUUUAAAGCUGUAAAUUUGAAAAAAAAAAAUUGAAAACCAAAAGGGCGUAUAAUUUAAACGAUAUGCCCUUUUGGCUUUAUAAAAUUUUUUUUUUAAUUUUUAGCUAUAAAAUAAGUAAAAAACGAAUGGCAAUGAAAAAAAAAAUUAUACGCCAUUUGGGUUUAAACUUAGUGACCAAAGCCAAAAGGGCGUUUAAAAAUAUAAGACCUUUUGGAAUUAAUAACGAGAUGUAAAUCUUUGGUUCCGUAACAAAUUGCCCUCGGACAAAACAACCUCGACAAAAUAACCUGAAAAAAAAAUAAUUUUGUUAUAAAAUAACCUUAACAACAAUAACCUUCAAGUACGAAUUUUAUCGUUAUAGAUUUAUGUAAAUUUUUUCAGGUUAUUGUUGUUCAGGUUAUUUUGUUCUAGGUUAUUUUCUCGGGGUUAUUUUGUCGAGGUUAUUUUGUCUGAAGAUAACUGCCAAAAGGGCAUAUUACAGCAGUAGAUAGGGUUCCAUGCCAAAAGGGCGUAUAAAAAAUUUUUUUUGCCAUUCUUUUUAGAAUCGCUCGAAACGUAAAGAUCUGCAGAAAAAAAAAUUUUUGACGUACUAACGCCAAAAGGGCGUAUCUUAAGAUAUACGCUCUUUUGGUUUUGGAAAUUUUUUUUUCAAUUUAAGGCUUAGAACAUGUUCACAAAACGAUUGGCACCAAAAAAAAAAACUAUACGCCCUUUUGGUGGUACGAGAUUUGUACGACCUUUGUAAGGUAUUUUAUGGUUCGAAGUUGAUAAAUAAACGAUUCUAUUAACAUAAAUAUUUUUGUUUGAGAUGAUAUUAAUUUAAAAUUAAAACAUAUAAUAAAAAUUUUUAUAAAAAUAAUUUUUUUAUCAUAUCGUCAAAAUUAAAAUUUAUUUUUCAUUGUGUCUAUCAAAGUAAAAUUUUCACACCAAAUCAUUUACACCACAUAGCGGACUCUGAAUUUUUUACAGUGAAUAACUACUUAAUUAAUUUUACAAACUAUUAUUAUUAAUGGGUAUAAAUGUUUUUUUUUGUAUCUAUAUAUUUAAAAUUGAAUUAAUGCUUAAUGAUAAUGAAAACUUGUAUGAAUAAUUAUUUAUUGUUUCGAAAUGAAAUUAUAUUUUAUGAUAAUAAUUAUUUAUAAGCCGUAACCACUUAAAGAAUAAUGAAAUUUCCGAGAUUAAUUAAAUAAUAUUUUUCAUAAAAGUUUAUUUACCAACUCUAUACUUUCACGUUUGUUUCGAAACAAAAUUUCAUCAUUUUUACAAGAUAGAUUAUAGUUUGAAGUAUUGUUAAGUAUUGCCAUAUUUAUUUAUUUAAUGGAAUAUCCCUGAUUAAAAAAAGUGAUUUAAAACGAUUUGCAAUGUUAAAUGCCCAUAAGAAGAGGGAUUCAAAAGCAUUUAAAAGUAUUUAAAAUUUUUUAUUUCAAAUCGUUUUAAAUCGCUUUUUUUAAUCAGGGAUGUAGAAAAUUUAUGAAUUAAAUUAAGAUAAAUUAAAAGCUAAAGAAUUUAAUCUAAAAGCAAAAAAUGACAAAAAAUAAGUAGAAGCAUAAUUUCCAUGACAUUGCGUCAGCUGAUGACGAUGUUCCUGAUUAUAUAGAUAAGCUACUUCUUAGUAAAAAUUAUAUACACAAUUAAAAAAUUUUAUAUUCAAGUUUAUAAUUACAAAGUUUAUAGUAUUCAAUAAAAUAUUGACUGACAGUUCUUGUCUAACAAUAUUUAUAUUCAAAUGAAAGGUCAUAAUCGACUACCCGUCAUAAGCCUGGUCUAGGAGACGUAAGGGGAACUUUUUCUUGGAAUUCCAGUCUCCCCACUACAGUCGACUCUGUCUAAAGGUUCCACGUCGGGACAGGACCAUUGCCUAAAGGUUCCCUCCCCACCAUCAGCACUUCCCCUACAAUAUAUUCCCCUCGAGCGCCGAAGCGCAUGCUAAAACGAACACAUUGCGCAGUAAACAUAACCUCAGAAAAUCGUGCAUUUAAAGUUAGCGCUCGAAAACUGAAUUGUGAUUCGUCAGUUGAGAAAGCGAGUGGGGGAAUAUCCGGGAACCUUUAAGCAAUGUAUCCUGGAACCUAUAGACAGCGGGAACCUUUAUAAUACUCGUUAUGUCUCUUUUAUUUUAUAUGAUUUUAAACGUCAAAUUUACGUUUUGUUACAACGCCACUGCCGAUUUUUUUGGUGCUUACGGUGCUAAAAUAAAUACUUAUUUUUUUACGCUAAUCAUAAUUAUAAUGCAAAAACUUCUAAUGAUAACGGUAUUAAUUACAGUAAAAACAAUAAUAAUUUUAUUGAUAAAGAUAAUGCUCAAUAAAGCUUAACAAUUGUAACCGAAGCUUUGAAUAAAAUUUAUGAACAAUCAAUUAUAUUUUACUUAAAAUUUAUUGAAUUAUUAUCUGAAAAAAAUAGAUACAGUUGGAUUCCAUUAACUCGGAACUUCCCCUCAAUCCUACCCCCACUACGAACUACGCUGUCACCCACUCGAUGCUAUACAUUUUCAUAUAUCUGUGUAUAUUUAUUAGACUGGACCAAAAAAAUCGACUAUUUUUUUUUUUUUAACGAUACUGUGUAAAUAUUAUUUGGGAUGACAAAAAAAAAUUAUUGUAAAAAUUUGAGCCCUUAAUUUUGAUAUUAAGAGGUGUAUCAUCGCAAUUUUCGAUUUUUUUUAAAUGAGCGGGUUUUUGUCUCAUAACUCUCAAUCCAUCGAGAUAAACGAAAUCGACUCAGAUACAUUUUUUGAAGGAAAUCUGAUGCUCUACAAAAAAGGUCUGAUUGAAAUUUUUCGUCAGAUUAACCGUUUCCUUAUAAUCAUGCUUUGAACGUUGGUAUGAUUUUAAAAUUUGAUUGUUCAACUUUGGAAUUUUGUAAUUCAUGUAAAAAUAAGUUUUCGGAAAAAGACAAUGAAUAUUCUUGAAGGAAAUUGAAUGCUCUACAAAAAAAGUCUCUUAACAAUUUUC
Messenger RNA from Microplitis mediator, 5511 nucleotides. RefSeq names its product beta-1,3-galactosyltransferase 5-like. Lineage: Eukaryota; Metazoa; Arthropoda; Insecta; Hymenoptera; Braconidae. Gene Ontology annotation, molecular function: hexosyltransferase activity. The transcript is spliced from 2 exons. The record is from RefSeq and is a predicted model, not a curated record. Gene Ontology annotation, cellular component: membrane. The coding region runs from base 563 to 1792 and encodes 409 amino acids.